AUGGGGGAGAACUUCUGGCUCUGCCCGCUGCGCACUCCGCGCGGCCGGUUCCUGGUGUCGCUCCCGCCAGGCGGCGAGUUCCUGCAAGGCACCCCGGAGCUCGUGGGCCGGGCGGACGGACCAGGAUUCUUCAUUCCUGUCCAGGAGAUGGUUGCCGUGAAGCUUGGAGCAGCCAGUGACGUAAAGGAGAACUUGGACCCCUCAGUGAAUGAAAACUGCUUCACUGUAUUCUUCAUACAGCGGAAAAAGCAAGAGUGUUGGAGCCUGGGGGCACUGGAGUUCACCGCCCCGCCCGCGUCUGAGCUGGCAAUACGCUGGGUCAAUGCCCUGCAGAUCUGGAUUCAUCUCCAUGGUGUUACACGGCCCAAGAGUCUCCUUGUUUUCAUCAACCCAGUUGGGGGGCGCAAGCGAGCAGUGGAUAUCUACCACGGUCAGGUGGCCCCACUUUUCACCCUGGCUGGGAUCUACGUUCAAGUUGUGGAGACCUGCCAUGCAAGUGAGGCUCGUGACUACAUCCUGCAGCAAGACCUCUGCGACUUUGAUGGGCUGGUGAGUGUAGGGGGUGACGGUACCUUCAAUGAGCUGAUGCAUGCUUUGAUUGAACGGGCACAGCAAAAGGCAGGGGGUCCCAAGGAUGACUUUGAUGCUGAGCUCCUGUCCCCAAGACUUCGUAUCGGUAUCAUACCUGCAGGUUCCACGGACUGUGUCUGCUUUGCGACGGUGGGAACGAAUGACCCCAUCACCUCUGCUCUGCACAUCAUCAUAGGAGACAGACAGCCGCUGGACGUCUGCAGCAUUUGGCAUAACGGGAAGAUUCUCCGCUACUCGGUCUCCCUGGUUGGUUACGGCUUCUAUGGCGAUGUGACGAGUGUCAGCGAGAAGCACCGUUGGAUGGGGCCAGUGCGCUACACCUAUGCAGGAGCCAAGGCAGUGCUCAGCAACCGCAGCUACGAGGGCACAGUGGAGUUCCAGUUAGCAAGGACAGAGGAGGCCAACCCGCGAGACCAGACGCGCUGCCGGUCAGGAUGCGUGGUCUGUUCAGAGUCUAGCAAGCAUCUGUUGGUGGGAAGCAAGGAAGAAGAAAAGCAGUCGGAGUCAGAGAGGCACAGAGAAGGCGAGUGGCAGCGGGUUCAGGGCCGUUUCCUGGCUGUGAACUUGACCUGCAUUAGUUGUGCCUGUCCAAAGAGCCCUGAAGGCCUCUCACCCUGCGCCCAUCUGGCUGACGGAACUGCCGACCUCAUCCUGGUGCGCGAAUGCUCAACGCUGUCCUUCCUGCAGCAUUUGACUCGACACACCAAUUGCUCAGACCAGUUUGACCUGCCCUUCGUGAGUGUCUACCGGGUUCGGGCUCUUCGUUUCACCUCCUCAAAAGCGGAGGAUUGCGAGAAUGGCGAGCAAGGACGGAAGGGAUUCUGUGGGGGAACGUGCCAGGGCGAACCUCCUGUCAGCUGCUGGACCUGUGAUGGCGAGACCUUGAGCCAUGCUGACAUCAGCAUUAGAGUUCACGGGCGGCUCAUCCACCUAUUUGCCCGUGGCAUCGAACAGGUACCCUGCGCGUCGUAGAAGCUUCCUGCUAACGUGAGAGACAGUCAGAGUUGUAGGGGAGCACAAAGAUGUGGCCACUGCAGAG
Elgaria multicarinata webbii is the source of this 1630-nucleotide messenger RNA. Its product is annotated as ceramide kinase-like. Gene Ontology annotation, biological process: phosphorylation; ceramide metabolic process. The transcript is spliced from 13 exons. NCBI's taxonomy places the organism in Eukaryota, Metazoa, Chordata, Lepidosauria, Squamata, Anguidae. The record is from RefSeq and is a predicted model, not a curated record. Gene Ontology annotation, molecular function: ceramide kinase activity. Bases 1 to 1563 code for a protein of 520 amino acids.